AUGAAAUAUACUAAGUUAAAUUUUAUGAUGUCGGUUCUUGGCAUUGUAAUCUAUGUAAUUGAUUUAAUUGUGGAUAUCUGGGUGUCUGUCAGGUUUUUCCAUGAGGGACAGUAUGUUUUCGGUAUUUUAACAGUAAGCUUUAUGCUCUUUGGAACACUUGUGGUCCAGUGUUUUAGUUAUUCUUGGUUCAAGAACGAUUUAAAGGAAUCAGGCCAAGAAAGUCAGCAUUGUUUUCUUCUACUUCAUUGCUUGCAAGGAGGAGUUUUUACAAGGUAUUGGUUUGCCUUGAAAAAGGGUUAUCAUGUGGCUUUCAAGUACACCAGCAAAACGGAUAACUUCGUGGAAGAACAAAUCGAUCCUCAUAAAGAAGUUAUAGAUAGGGUGACAGAUUUGAGCAUGCUCAGGCUGUUUGAGACCUACCUGGAAGGCUGCCCACAACUUGCUCUUCAGCUCUACAUCCUUCUGGAACAUGGUCAAGAAAAUUUCACUCAGUAUGCAGCCAUCAUGGUCUCUUGCUGUGCUAUUUCUUGGUCGACUGUUGAUUAUCAAGUAGCUUUAAGAAAAUCCUUACCUGAUAAAAACCUUCUUAAUGGACCCUGUCCUAAACUCGUAUAUCUCUUUUACAAGUUGUUUACAUUAUUAUCUUGGAUGUUGAGUGUUGUGCUUCUUUUAUUCUUAAAUGUUAAGAUUGCUUUACUCCUGUUGUUAUUUCUUUGGUUUUUAGGUAUAUUGUGGGCAUUUAAAGAACAGACUGAGUUUUGUGCUUCCAUAAGUAUGGAAUUCAUAUACAGGAUUGUUGUUGGAUUCAUUCUUGUCUUUACAUUUUUUAAUAUUAAGGGACAGAAUACCAAAUGUCCAAUGUCUUGUUAUUAUAUUGUAAGGGUAUUGGCCACAUUGGGGAUAUUGAUUGUGUUCUGGUUUUACCCACUCUCUAUUUUUAAUUCAGACUAUUUUAUACCUGUCAGCAUCACUAUAGCUCUUACUCUUCUCCUUGGAAUUAUUUUUCUUAUUGUUUAUUACGGGACUUUGCACCCAAACAGAAGUGAAGAAACAAAACUGGAUGAAGUUGAUGGAAAACCAGUUCAAAGAGAUUGUAGAAUGAAGUAUUUCCUAAUGGAAUAG
Messenger RNA from Eubalaena glacialis (North Atlantic right whale), 1122 nucleotides. RefSeq names its product XK related 9 (gene XKR9). Gene Ontology annotation, biological process: engulfment of apoptotic cell; phosphatidylserine exposure on apoptotic cell surface; apoptotic process involved in development. The record is from RefSeq and is a predicted model, not a curated record. NCBI's taxonomy places the organism in Eukaryota, Metazoa, Chordata, Mammalia, Artiodactyla, Balaenidae. The coding region runs from base 1 to 1122 and encodes 373 amino acids. The transcript is spliced from 3 exons. Gene Ontology annotation, cellular component: plasma membrane.